Molecule: messenger RNA, 1146 nt
Organism: Dichomitus squalens LYAD-421 SS1
Lineage: Eukaryota; Fungi; Basidiomycota; Agaricomycetes; Polyporales; Polyporaceae
Exons: 1
Coding region: 1-1146 (381 amino acids)
Source: RefSeq, a predicted model, not a curated record
AUGCGUAUGUGCCUAUGUUUGAUGUUCCUGCAAGACAUAAGAGAUAACUCGGCGUAUUGUGAACUGGCCUGCAUACCGACAUAUAAAUGUCAGCCUCAGGAAUUCGCUGCGGCUUCACCUACCUUGCCUCCGUACCACCACUCCUUACCCCACACGCACCUUCACCAGCCCACACCUUCUCUCGCUGCUGCGCAGUACCCCAUAGCUAUGUCUCUUACCCUCACCACCUCCGCCUCCACCUUCCCGGUCAACUCUCCUGGUGAGAUCAUCAGUGCCGUUUCUGAAAAAGACAUCCUUCAGGCAACCCUUGUAGGCGACCAAGUUUGCGAUCCGUUCGCAACACCCACCUCCGCCUUCAACUGGGCCGACGACGUCGAGGACGAGUUCUUCUCCGACGACGCAAGCGAGGCCACCCUCGACACCAAUGAAGUCGACGCCCGAUCCUGCUCUUUCGACGUCGACCGGUUCUUCGCUUCCGAUGCCUGUAUGUUUGGACAGUAUGGCCACUACCUGACGACGAUAUUGGAAGAAGACGAGGACGAGGAACAAGCCGACAACGAAGAUGACGAGAACCACGAGGAAGACGACGAGGACGACAACGAAGAACACGAGGAUGAGGACGAGAAAGAAGAGGGCGACCGCUCGGCCGCGACCGACCCGACCAACUCGACCAGCAACCGUAGCCUUCUCCAGCGCAUCUUCCUCGCCAACGAUCGGUCCAAGGUCGCCUCAAGGCCCUCACUCGACGACAUCAAGGAGGAAGAUGAAGAGGACGGCUUAGAGAACGACACUGACGAGGCGGGACCUUCAGUUGACAGCAUUGACCCGGACUCUGAAUCGACGGAUUCCGAUUCGGACACGACCGACUUCGACGCGACCAAUUGGGACGACUUGAACUUCAACCACCACGACGCCCACUUCGAGUUCAUGGCCAACCACUUCGACUCACUCGAAUUCUCGCUUGCUUCGAUCUCGACCGUGGGCGACGAUGAAUGGCAGCGUGCAGCAGGCGAUCCAGACUCUGGCUGGGUCUGGGUCGAAUUCGAGGACGACGAGCAAGAGCGACGACUUUCGGCGUCACUUCCUUCUCGCAAGAUAUGGGGAUUGGACUGGCGGCAGCUCCUGAGGAGAUUGUUCAUCGUCUGA